AUGGCGGGCCUCCAGACAUCAACCAUACGCGACCACGCGAUUCAACUUGAAGCAGUCAUACGCGCCUUGAAGGAAUACCAAGUCAAGCCAGUAGGCAAAAAUUGCACACCAAACUGGAAUAUGAUUGAACCACUACUCGAAAGCUUCAUCAUCUAUCUACAGAAGACACAGGACCUCCCAGCCAUAAGCGAAUUGACCGCUGCAGUCCACGCAAUGGCACGCGCUCAGCAGAUCCUCAGCAAAGAUGUCACGGAGAUCAAGAAGAUCCUCACAGCUCCUAUCAGGAAAUCAAGCACCCCCAGCUACGGACAAGUACUGAAGGACCCCUACAUAGUAAAGUCCACCGCACAGACAUGUCUAUCGAUGGGUCACCAGAAAAUCCUAGUCGAACCAUAUCCAACAGACAUAGAAACACAAGCUCAACGAGCAACAGCAGAAGAAAUUAAGCAAAAGAUAAAUAACGCUUUAACGAAUCACUAGAAUCCCGAUUUAAAGAAACACAGGUCUUAGCGGCGAAGUGGCAUCCUAGUGGGGACCUAACGCUCUUCACGUCUGACAGAGGGAG
Talaromyces stipitatus ATCC 10500 is the source of this 565-nucleotide messenger RNA. RefSeq lists its product as uncharacterized. NCBI's taxonomy places the organism in Eukaryota, Fungi, Ascomycota, Eurotiomycetes, Eurotiales, Trichocomaceae. The coding region runs from base 1 to 480 and encodes 159 amino acids. The transcript is spliced from 2 exons. The record is from RefSeq and is a predicted model, not a curated record.